Vicia villosa (hairy vetch) is the source of this 882-nucleotide messenger RNA. Its product is annotated as heavy metal-associated isoprenylated plant protein 39-like. NCBI's taxonomy places the organism in Eukaryota, Viridiplantae, Streptophyta, Magnoliopsida, Fabales, Fabaceae. The transcript is spliced from 3 exons. The record is from RefSeq and is a predicted model, not a curated record. Gene Ontology annotation, molecular function: metal ion binding. The coding region runs from base 233 to 682 and encodes 149 amino acids.
CAUUUUUUUUUCACCUCUUCAAUAUAUCAAUUUUACAUUUUCAUAUCAUAUAUUAUAUUCUAUAAUUAUAAUAUAUAUUAAUUAAUAAUACUCUACUAUUAGUAUUAUUAUAGUUUUCUUCUUUCAUUCUCUCACUCUUUUUCUAUCUCUAAACUCUAAACCUUUCUUUCAAUAUUUUUCCAACAUAUCAUUACUUGAUUUGCUUGUAAAGUGCAAAACAUAGAGAAAAAGAAUGAAGAAGUUUGUACUCAAAUUAGAAUUGCAUGAUGACAAAGACAAGAAGAAGGCUCUCAAAACAGUCUCAACUCUUUCAGGGAUUGAUGCCAUUUCAAUGGACAUGAAAGACAAGAAACUGACAGUGAUAGGAACAGUAGAUCCUGUAAAUGUGGUAAGCAAGUUAAGAAAAUUCUGGCACACAGAAAUAAUAGCAGUAGGACCAGCCAAGGAGCCAGAGAAGAAAGAAGAAGGAAAGAAGGAAGGAGAGAAGAAAGAAGAAGGGAAGAAAGAAGAUGGAAAGAAAGAAGAAGGGAAGAAAGAAGAGGAGAAGAAAAAAGAAGCACCUCCACCACCAGAUCCUGUUCAAGAAUGGGUGAGGAAUUAUAGGGCAUAUAAUCCAUAUAUGACAACACAUUACCAUGUUCAAAGUAUGGAAGAGAAUCCCAAUGCAUGUGUGAUUUGUUAAAUAAUAGGAAUAUUAUAUGAGUAUGGUGAUGGGUUUAAUUAUCUUUUCUCUCAUAGCCUCAUAUUAUCAUAGGUGGCCACAUGCAAUUCAACAAUGUAGGAGCUACUUGUAAAUAAUAUAUGGUUGUGCCUUGUUGAGACUUUAUUAAUAUGUGUAGAGAGAAAGAAAUAAAAUUUUGGAAAUUUUGGUUUUGGAAUAAA